CUUGCGUAACGACCAAGUUGCGAAACCAUGAGUCGGUUGGCGGCCACCCGCGUGACCGAGAGCGACGACGACGACGAGAGCGUCGCGGGCCAUGGCAACAAUCGCCAGCACGACGUCGUCUUGAGCCGCGAAGAGUUCGAUUUGCUGCAGGCGUUCCACAAGCUCAUCCCGGUGCCCGCGCUCUCGUCGGGCAUCACGCGCGUCGUGUGCGACGAAGAGCUCCAAGUCGGCGACGAAGCGGUGCCAGCGCCCGGGCCCGAGGUUGACGACGUGCCAGAGCUGAGUGCGAGUGCUUCGCACGUCUCAAUCGUGCGGCGCCUCUCGCGCUCCUUGACGCCGGAGGGCGUCUUGCGACAGACCCCGACCAAGCCGCUGACCAAGGAGGUCGACCUCUCCAAGUUUACGCUGCGCACGCCCCAGCCACCAUGCACGCCCAAGCGUACCUAGCCUCAUAUGAUACCUAAUUGUACAGGCCUUUUCGAUGGCCCAAUGCG
Messenger RNA from Saprolegnia parasitica CBS 223.65, 494 nucleotides. RefSeq lists its product as hypothetical. Lineage: Eukaryota; Oomycota; Saprolegniomycetes; Saprolegniales; Saprolegniaceae. The transcript is spliced from 4 exons. Bases 28 to 447 code for a protein of 139 amino acids. The record is from RefSeq and is a predicted model, not a curated record.